CAAGCUCUCGCUAAGUCGCUUUGCUGAGGCUGGCCUCGAACUUCCAAUUCUCCCGCCUCGGCCUCGCGAGCCGCCGGGCCUGCAGUGGUGCGCGCCGCGCCCAGCCCCCGCAGGCUUGUGACGGCGUCUCCAGAGCCAGACGUUUUGCAGCAGGUGUGACUCUCUGAACCUACGCCCAGCCUCUACUACUACAGAUCUAAGGGAGCAUGAGCCACUUGCAGAACUUAUUGUUAGAUAGUCUCCUGGGAACGAAGCAUGUGGACAGCGCAGCCCUCAUCAAACUACAUGAGCGGAGCGUGUGUGUCGCAUCGCCAGGAUUUAGUCUAAUGCCGAGUGAUGUCCGAACACUUGUGAAUGGAUUUGCCAAAAACCCUUUGCAAACCCGCAGAGAAGGGUUGUAUUUCAAGGAGAAGGAUUAUAAAUGUGUCCGGGCAGAUGACUAUUCUCUUUAUGCUAAGAAUGACAACAGAGGUGUGAUUGUUGUGAAGACCCAUCUGUUUCUUCUGGUGGCCACUUAUAUUGAGGGAAUGUAUCCAAGUGUCUGUGUAGAAGCCACAGAGAAACUGGGAGACUAUCUAAGAAAAAAAGGAUAUUAAGUCAUAAGAGGACUAUAAAAGACAACUUUUUCAUUUUAGAAGAAAACUAUAGAUCCCAAAGAAACAAUGUCUUAUUUUGUGGUUGGAAAACACAAGGCAGAAGAUACCCAAAAAGAAGACUGAGUUAAGGGGGCAAUUUUUCUUAUUUCAAUAGAUUAUCUUUGGAAUUACUUGAUUAACUUCUUUUUCUUUAUUGUUAGUUUUGUUUUUGUCUUGGCCAUUGGCAUGGAGUGUGAGAGCACUGAGAAAACUGUUGGGAGUUUUCUCUCUAUGAGGCUCUUGUACUCCUAACACCAGAUAGACCAAGAAUGCGAGGCCCUAACCACUCUUUAUCUAGAUGACUACUCAGAAUGAUACUGCAGCAAGCAACCUUAAAAAAUGAUAUGUUUCCCUUCAAGGUAAAGAACAAACUUGGUCAUUGCUUGCUAUAAAAUAAGUAGAGUCCCUGAGCUCAACAUUCCUCUCCUAUAAUGUAGUUCACUGCAUUUAUGACAUCCCUUUGGUCUACAUCACCAGUGUGGGAUCUAGAAGUAAGGGGGAACUUAAUGCCACCCAGCAAUGGGCCACUAGUCAAAGUGUUAGAUGAACAUUCCAUAUUCCAUCUGAAAACAUUUGGUAUUAUUGAAUAUUGUACUGGUCUUCUCAAAAAAUCAGGGAUUUCUGACUCUACUUCCCUCACUGCAUCCUAGUCCACACUACUUAAUAAGAAAAAAUGGUCACUGAAUGCAGCCUUUCCAAGAAAGGAUUCAUCUUCUUCUUUGUCAGUUCCUGGAUAAUGAUCAAAAUGAUAAGUUAGAGGCUAGGGUUAUAGCUGAGUGGUAGAGCACUUGCCUCGCACAUGUGCGAGGCACUGGGUUUGAUCCUCAGCACCACAUAAAAAUAAAAUAAAGAUAUUGUGUCCAUCUUUAAAAAAAAAACUUUUAAAAAUGAUAUUUAAAGAGUCAUAGAACCAUUUUGAAAAUUUUGGAUUUACCCUGACCAUUCCUGGACAUGAUAUAUCUUUGUUUCCCCAAAAGGCAACCCCAGGACAGUCUGGUUAGUAUACUAGUAUAACUAGACUAUUAGUAUACUCUUCAGAUGUUCCCUAGGGAGGGUAUGACUUAGACCACUGGCCAAGGCAGAAGAGACCUAGGGAAUUCAAACAUUUUUUUUUUUUUUACUUAUCAAUGGACCUUUAUUUUAUUUAUAUAUGCAGUGUUGAGAAUCGAACACAUGCUAGGCAAACGCUCUGCCAUAGAGCCACAACCCCAGCCCCCAAACUUAAUUCUUGAUUAGCCAGCAUGGACUGGCAUGAUUCUACAUCAUAAGGGUAAUGACUAUCUAAAGAGCACGCUGCUUUCCAGGUCCCUCUAACUGUAUAAUACAUGGGCCAAGUGGGGAUAUAAUGGGUCCCUAAAUUUUGUAAAGCUACCCCUGACCCUCUCGUGUCUGACCCUUCCAAAUAAAAUGUCUGGGUGCAAGUAGGGCAUGAUUGGAGAAAAAUGUAGUUAUAGCAACUGGGAUGGGAUAUACCAAUUAUAUAGCCAUGGAGGCCCUGGUACCUGGAAAGAGUACAUCUUAGACCUCCCAAGAUAGGGAAAUGCAGAAACGCCUUAAUCCUUUUUUUUUUUUUUUCUUCUAGUGCUGAAGGUCAAACUCAGGGUCUCAUGCAUGCUAGGCAAAUGCUAUACCACAGAACUAUAUUUUCAUUCCCUCCUUAAUACUCUUUUUGUCCCCUCAACUUGGUAAAAUAGUUAUAUGGUCUACCUUACUAACCUUGGUAAAUAGAUUGAAAUGAAAUCUUAGACCCUUUGCAGUUCUUUACACCAACAGGCAGCAAAGUGCAAUAUUCCAAAUUCCAAAGACAGUGUGCUGGGGAAAAUCGUGUUUUUUAGUGUUUAUAAAAUUCUCUCAUUUUCAGGUUGUGUAACAGUUGUAACAGUCUUUCAAAGAACUUAUUUCCAGCAUCAUUCCUUUUCUGAGUGUGGGUGUUAAGAGCCAGAGAUUUUUUUUUCUUGGUCAGCCUUACUACUAGUCCAAUUCGUUUGUUAAUUCAGUUGCAUGAUUCUUAUUUUGGAUGAAAGCUUACAAUGUAAGGAUUAUAGGGUGCCAAAAGAAAGGAAAAUUCCAAAUAUUUUAAAAUGUAAAAUCCUCUUCAUUCUCUAUUGUUCAAAAAUGCAUCAUAUGGCUGGGCAUGGUGGUGCUCUCUUAUAAUCCCAGUGACUCAAGAGGCCCAGGCAGGAGAAUUGCAAGUUCAAGGCUAUUCUCAGAAACUUAGCAAGACUGUGUCUAAAAAACAGAAAGAAGGAAAAAGGAAAAAGAAGGACUGGAAAUGUAGCUCAGUGGUAAAGUGGCCCUGGAUUCAAUCACCAGUACUGAAAAAAAAGCAUCAUAAGUGAAAGAGAAUCCUAUGAGAUUCUUAUAACAAAAAGGACAGUCCUUUUCCAAUAAGAAUGUCAACAGAUUUUUUUUUUCUUUUCUUUUUUUGGUACUGGGAAUUAAACUCAGGGGCACUCAACCACUGAGCCACAUCCCCAGGCCUGUUUUGUAUUUUAUUUAGAGACAGGGUCUCACUGAGUUGCUUAGGGCCUCAUUAAGUUGCUGAGGCUGGCUUUGAACUCGCAGCCCUCCUGCCUCAGCCUCCUGAGCCACUGGAAUUACAGGUGUGCACCACAGAUGUUUUUUAUAAAUGAUGUAUGUCUGCAGCUCCAAGAUAUUAGUGAAAAUAUAUUUAAAGCAUGUGAUAAGAUAAACAGAUAUGAUCAAUAAAAUAGCAAAAAAUAUAUUGGAAUUAACAUUUUUACUUUUUGAAUCCUCCUGAGUAUGUAAGUUUAAACAAGGUGCACUAAAUGGAAAAAAAAAGAUAUAAUUAAUAAUCAUGAUAAGUCUUCAAAAAGCUUUAUUGGUAUAAUUCCAGAAACUGAGAACUUGAAUGACACUUUUGACUGAGUAACAAAUCCUUUACAUACUGGGUGGUUUCCAAGUCUUUGCCUUUAACUAAAUUGGAGCAAGACCUAAUUAAGCUGUCAGCUAAUAGAUCAUUGAAAAUAAUUUUUGAUAGAUCAUUAUAUAGUUUUUAUCAUAUAACUCAGAUAUUCAAAGAAGUAGCUGGCAUUUCUAUAAUGGAAUUUCUUAUCUGAUUUAUGCAAACUAGGUUUCUCAGAGCUUGCCUACUCAAAUGAAAUAUUGGAAGAGAAUUAAUGUUGAACUCAGUCCCAUUGUAGCAAUAACUAUUUGCUAUAGUCAUAACUAUAUAACUAUAGAUAUGACUAUCUGUUUACUUUCUAUGUUUAAUAAUUACUAAUAUUUAAAGUAAUACAUGUUUUCAUAAAUUGUAGACUAAUAUUGUAAUGAUAAAUAAAUACAGAAGAAAUUUAACUUUUAGAAUCUGCUGGUUAUAGGAAAUAAUUUUUUAAAAUUAGUUUCAGUUUAUAUACAUAUUUUUGUUGAAGAUAAGAAUGAUGGGGGGCCCUGGGGAUGUGGCUCAAGAGGUAGCGCGCUCGCCUGGCAUGCGUGCGGCCUGGGUUUGAUCCUCAGCACCACAUACAAACAAAGAUGUUGUGUCCUCCAAAAACUAAAAAAUAAAUAUAUAAAUAUUAAAAUUCUCUCUCUCUCUCUCCCUUUAAAAAAAAAAUAAGAAAAAAACUUAAAAAAAAAAAAAGAUCAGGGGGCUGGGGUUGUGGCUCAGUUGUAUAACACUUGCCUAGCACAUGUGAGGCACUGGGUUUUAUACUCAGUACCACAUAAAAAUAAAUAAAUAAAAUAAAGGUACUGUGUCCAGCUACUACUAAAAAAAAGAAUGAUCAGUAGGCCAGGUACAAUGGCACAUACCUUUAAUCCUAGUUGUUUGGGAGCCGGAGGCAGGAGGAUUGUGAGUUCAAAACCAGCCUUCACAACUUAGUGUGAGGCCUUUUAAGCAACUCAGCAAGACCCUGUCUCUAAAUGAAAUAUUUUUUUAAAAGAGGGGCUGGGGAUGUGGUUCAGUGCUUGAGUGCCCCUGGAUUCAAUUCCUGGUACCAAAUAAAUAAAUAAAAGAUUGACCAGUAAAAGCUUGGCAUGGUGGAACAUGCCUGCCAUCCUAGCUUCUUAGGAGGCUGAGGCACAAGGAUUGCUUGAACCUACAAGUUUAAGAUCAGCCCAGGCAAUAUAUCAAUAUCUUGGCUUAAAAAAAAAAGCAAAAUGUAGCAGGAUAUAAUUCUAUGAGAAAACCAGAAUAAAAAUAUGGGUACUACAAGAAAAAUAAAAUUAUAAAACUACCAACUGCUAAAGAAGAGCCUCUUUGAGUCUUUAGUGAAGUCUUGCAAAUCAAAUUGCUCUGAAAUCAGAUUCCAUUUUAUACAUUUAAAAGUGUGAAAUAAAAAGAAAAAUGAAAUUAUGUCAUUUGAAGGAAAAUGGGUGAACCUAGAGACCAUUAUGUUAAACAAGUCAAACUCAGAAGGUUAAGGGUCCUGUGUUUUC
Molecule: messenger RNA, 5033 nt
Organism: Marmota monax (woodchuck)
Lineage: Eukaryota; Metazoa; Chordata; Mammalia; Rodentia; Sciuridae
Product: profilin-4
Exons: 5
Coding region: 207-596 (129 amino acids)
Cellular component (GO): cell cortex
Molecular function (GO): actin monomer binding; quinone binding; NADPH binding
Source: RefSeq, a predicted model, not a curated record